Messenger RNA from Brachypodium distachyon (stiff brome), 2410 nucleotides. RefSeq lists its product as uncharacterized. Gene Ontology annotation, biological process: protein phosphorylation. The coding region runs from base 1 to 1938 and encodes 645 amino acids. The transcript has 2 exons. Lineage: Eukaryota; Viridiplantae; Streptophyta; Magnoliopsida; Poales; Poaceae. The record is from RefSeq and is a predicted model, not a curated record. Gene Ontology annotation, molecular function: ATP binding; protein kinase activity.
AUGGAACAGCUCCGUCAGGUCGGCGAGGCCCUGGGCGGCAUCACGGCGCUCAUGGCGUUCCACCACGAGCUCCGCGUGAACCCGCGCCAAUGCCGCCUCCUCGCCGACGCCUGCGCGCUCGCCUUCGACGCCGUGGCCGCCGAGGUGAGCGCCCACCUCCGCCUUGAGGACAGAUGGAGGCCCCUCGAGCACCCUCUCCGUGAGCUCCACCGCGCCGUCCGCGACGCCGAGCUCUACAUCCGCCACUGCCUCCUCGGAGGCGCCGGCGCAUCGUGGUGGGCGCGCGUGGCCGCGGCCACGCAUGGCGACGAGUGCGUCGAGCACCACCUCCAUGCCAUCCUCUGGUGCGUCGCCGUCGUCCUUGAGGCCAUCGAGACCGCCGCCACGGAGACCACGGCAUCCUCGUGCGACGACGAUCUUGCCCGGAGCAGCCGGCUGAUGUUCGCCAGGGAUUACGACAAGGAGCUCCUCGACCCGGCCCUGUUCCGGCGAAGCAGAGUCGGGAAAGCCUACAUGGCCACCAAGGACCUCGCUGCCAGGAUGGACAUGGCGUGGAAGGAGGACCGCUGGCUCCUCUCGCAGCUGCUCGACGAAAUGAAGCACGGCAGCUCGGCAUCUUCUUCUUCCUCGAAGCCGUUGUCCCGGCACGAGCACCGGCUGGCCGACCUCCUCGCCGCGCCACACGGGAAGCUGCACCCGGCGUCGGUGCUCGCCCACGACUUCCACGUGCGGCGCCGCCUCGGAGGCUGCCUGAAGGAGGCGCAUUGGAUGGGGGAGCCAUUCGCCGUGAAGCACUACGUCGGCAUCGACGCCGACGCGGCGGACGCCGAGGCCGGCACGCUCAUGGCGGCCGCGGCGCACCCGAACGUGGCGGGAUGCCGGUUCUGCUUCCAAGACGAGGAGAAGCGGGAGCUGUUCGUCGUCAUGGACGACCAGCUGAUGACAAAAGAUCUCGGAAGCUACGUCAAGGAGCAGGUCAGCAAGCGGCGGGCCACGCCGAUGCCGCUGGUCGUCGUCGUGGACGCCAUGCUCCAGAUCGCGCGCGGCAUGGAGCACCUCCACGCCAAGAAGAUCUUCCAUGGCGAGCUCAGCCCGGCCAACGUGCUCGUCAAGCCACGGCACGGCAAUUCCGCCGACGCCGGCUACCUGCUCGUCAAGGUCGCUGGCUUUAACCGUGAGCCCGCCGUGCCUGCCAGCCCCACCCGGAAGACAUCGGCGCCGGCCAACAAUGCCAAUGCCAAUGCCAGUGUCAACCCGUGCAUCUGGUACGCGCCGGAGGUGCUGGAGCAGGAGACGGAGAAGCGCACGGAGAAGGCGGACGUGUACAGCUUCGCCAUGAUCUGCUUCGAGCUGAUCACAGGGAAGAUUCCCUUCGAGGACCAUCACCUGCAAGGGGAGCACAUGAGCAAGAACAUCCGCGCGGGCGAGCGGCCGCUGUUCCCGUUUAAUUCGCACAAGCAGCUCACGGGGCUCACGAGGCGCUGCUGGCAAGCCGACCCGGCGCAGCGGCCGGCAUUCGGCUCCAUCUGCCGCGUGCUCCGCUACGUCAAGCGGUUCCUCGUCAUGAACCCGCAGCCGGACCAGCAGCAGCAGCCUGACUCGCCGACAAUGCCGAUGCCGAUGCCGGCGGUGGACUACCUCGACAUUGAGGCGCUGCUGCUGAGGAAGUUCCCGGCGUGGGAGGGCGCGGCGCCGAGGGUGGCUGACGUGCCGUUCCAGAUGUACGCGUACAGGGUGAUGGAGAAGGACAGGAGCAGCAGCUUCUCUGCAGGGUCGCCGCAGAAGUCCAAGUCGAUGGUGAUCCGGGCGCCGGCGCAGCCAAGCACGCCCCGACGGACUCCGAGGAUAAAGUCCGACGGGCAGCUGCAGGCAGCUCUAAUUCCGCCCUCCCGACGGCGUGUGUCCAGUGGGCAUGCUUCAGACUCCGAAUUAGCGUAGGAAAAUGCAAAUGAAAGACUACAUGUUUCAUCACUUGAUGUCGUUCUUAUUUUUCUCCAGUCAGCAGACAAAGAUCUUAGAUACAUACGGAUCACUCUAAUAAAUGAAAUCAAGCUUAUGAUUUCAGAAAUUGGUGACGAGUUGCAUUUCAGUACCAAACAAACGAGUCUUUUUUUUUUGACGGGGAAACAAACGAGUCUUCGAUGUUCCAUCCGUAGACAAAUACAUCAGGCAAAGGAACAGAAAUGCAUCUCAAGAUAAUACUCAUGAUUUGUGCCAAAUUGAACAUGUAAUGGAUAUUAGACACAAUCUCAGUCCAACAAAAGGAUAGGAAAAUCACGAAAAUGAACUAUUAGCAGCACACAGCAUAUGCUGAUUAUGUUUCAAUCUCAAUACAUCAUAAAUGCUUACUGAAUAAGACUUUAUGAGUUAGGCAAAUGCUUAAUGCUUUACAGCCACCUUAUUAUUUCCC